UUACACACGCUCGCGUCCCUCUCUCUGCACUCAUCCGUCUAUCCCUCCCUAACCAUUUGUCGGAGUGUCUGUCUAUCGUUACUAUCAGUUCAUUACUAAAACUGAUCUCAAACUUUACUGAACAAAAAGUUUGGAGGCAUUGUAUUUUAUUUAUUUAUUGGAUAGUUCGCCCUCAUUCCUCUACUUUUUCAUUCAUUCAUUCUCUCGUUCUAUUCCUCUUCUGCAAUCUCUUGCCUCCACUCUUUUCGCGGAGUGUGAAAGGGAGAAGAAACUGGAGCACGUGACAAUUUCCGGAGUUCGAUUUAUUUAUUAAUUUUCUUACCUUAUUUUAACUAUUUAUUUACUGCAAGUCGUGCAUUUAUUUCUUGGACACGAACAAAUAUGAAAUUGCUUGUCGACUCCUCCUCCUCUCUGCUGCUCUCGCUGCUAUUGGCCCAGCUUCCUUUAUUUACGUCUGCCGUCCCCGCCCCCUACCGGCGGCCGAACGUCGUGCACGAACUGGAUAGAUUGGCCAAUCAGACGAAGAAUCUGAGGCAGAUCACAGCAGAUCUAUUGAAGGAACAUGCGUUCGAGACAGACCCAGAACAGCAUAGAUUUAAGUCCUUGCCACUAAUGAACAACAGGGCCAGUGACAUCAACUCCCUUGAGAUGAGACCCACUCUCUCUCAGCUCCACGCGGACUUGAAGUCGUUUGAGCACCAUUUUGCCUGGUUGAGCAGAGCAUCAAGGAAACACCACCACCCUGCUCUCCCUAAACUGGGACAGAUGAUGUCACUCAUCAAGUCUCUCACCAGCAUGCUAGAGCAUCAGAUGAUGAGAGUUGAUGCUCAGCGUCUCUCUCCUCCCUCUCCCUCGAUGCCGCCUCCACCCCCCUCCCAGUUUGACGUGUUACAGUCUUCCCAGGAGCUGCUACUACAGUUCAGACUCUUCUGUGAUUGGGCCCAACGAGUGUUCUCAGUGCUCAGUACAAAGUCCAAAAUGUCUGCAGUACAAUGAUGAUCCCUGAAGUGCUAUAGUCUAUAGGGAUACACAGAAUCCACACUACAACCAAUGGGGAUCUACUAGCUUCAACCGGCACUACAGCCAAUGAUGACCCAAGAAAUCCACACUACAGCCAAUGAUGAUCCAAGAAAUCCACACUACAGCCAAUGAUGACCCAAGAAAUCCACACUACAGCCAAUGAUGACCCAAGAAAUCCACACUACAGCCAAUGAUGACCCAAGAAAUCCACACUACAGCCAAUGACCUAAGAAAUCCACACUACGGCCAAUGAUGACCCAAGAUAUCCACACUACGGCCAAUGAUGACCCAAGAAAUCCACACUACAGCCAAUGAUGACCCAAGAAAUCCACACUACAGCCAAUGAUGACCCAAGAAAUCCACACUACAGCCAAUGAUGAUUCAAGAAAUCCACACUACAGCCUUGCACUGUUGUCACUGAACCUCCAUCCUCAUUAUAGCCAAUGAGAGACCUCCAUAUUCAAACUACAGCCUAUGAGGAUCCACCAUAUUCACACUAUUACAACCAGUAAUGGUCUCCAAUAUUCACGAACACGUCACUGCCACCCCAUCCUCUCUCUUAAAUACCUUGUUCCUGACUGUGUUAUUUAUCUAUUUAUUUAUUUAUUUAGUUAUUUAUUUGAUGUCAUUAUUUAUUUGAUUUUGUAACGUGUCACGUAUCACGUAUCAUUUUUACUUACUUUAUUGUUGUGAAUUUAAUUUCUUGUACCUUGUCAAUACUCCUAUUUUGUUCUCUCUCUCCCCCUUCAUCCCUCCCCCCAAACUAAACAAGGAGACCACACAGUAGCACUUCCUGACUUCUUACAGUCUCUAAAGAUAUGGAUUGUAUUUAACUAUUUAACCUGUCUCUCUUUACAAAGAGUAGCCUAUUUCCGCCAGUAGAUGUAGCAAACAUACUUGGCUUGUAGCAAGCAUAUCUUGGGAGAGCGUACAUGUAUUUUUCUUACAGUGCUGUACUUUACCUGGUAGAUUUAGGGUUACUCAUAGAAUCUUCUGAACAUGUUCAAUGUGCCACCUGUUUGGUUUUGUAAACUGUUAAGAGAAUUAUGAACCAUGCCUCAAUCAGGAUGUCAACACAACAUAGGAGGGUAGAUCGUUUUUCCAUGGGUUUAGUUGCUAUAAGUGGCUGUGUCCCACAUGGAAAAAUAACAGGUGGUAUAUCUAACACUGUGGUAAAGGUUUAUGAAUAUGCCCUGUUGCUAAGCACUGAUCUAGGACCUGAUCUAAUCUCUUUGCACAAAUUUGUUAGGAUUAGCCUUUUGAGUCAGCUGAUCCUGAAUCUGUGCCUUGGUACACAUAAUGUUUGAGCGUUUUAGUGACAUAAAUAAGAAAUUAAAAAACACCCCAAGCCUUAAAAUACUAUGUAUUGUGAUACUACGGUUCUGCACAGUUGUACAUACUUGUACAAUAAUGUAAAUUGUUGUAUACAAUGCAAUUGUGUAGUAUAGUUUUCUAUGAUAUAAAUGUAAAAUACUCUGUCAAUACUAUCCCUAUCGUUUUGUCGCAAUAUCAAUAUUAUUCUAUUCUAGUAUUUUGUGACAGUAUUUACUAUUUAUUUAAGUUACUUUGGUGGAACUAUUUAUUUGCGCUGCAGAGGAGCGAGUCUCCUGUUGUUUUUGUACUUUUAUACUGUUUUUAUUCAUAAUUACCAUUAUCAUUGCCAUCAUCCAUGUUGAAAUCAUUGUAGUACCAUGCCUGAACGCUGUGUAAAACCUUGUGCUUGGGGUCUCCAGCACACAGACUGACUGAUUGGCCUAAAUGUGAAAUGUGU
This is a messenger RNA of Salvelinus namaycush (lake trout), 2791 nucleotides long. It is a transcript of the gene il11a, whose product is annotated as interleukin 11a. Gene Ontology annotation, biological process: positive regulation of MAPK cascade; positive regulation of cell population proliferation. Gene Ontology annotation, cellular component: cytoplasm. Bases 382 to 996 code for a protein of 204 amino acids. The transcript has 5 exons. Gene Ontology annotation, molecular function: cytokine activity; growth factor activity. NCBI's taxonomy places the organism in Eukaryota, Metazoa, Chordata, Actinopteri, Salmoniformes, Salmonidae. The record is from RefSeq and is a predicted model, not a curated record.